ACGACCUUGAGCGGCCUAGUGCAGGGCGGUCAAGUUGCUGUGCCUUGGCUGGAUAUACGGUGGGUUGGGAGGGUCCUACGUGUUCUCAUAUUUAUAUAGUCUGUCACUGCAGCAAAAUCAUAAGAUGACUGCAAAACAACAUCCCAUAACCUUCCUCCGUUUUGUAGUGUACAUAUUGGCUCUUAACUUGAUUUCAAGUAACGGCGAGACUCUAAUUUAGGGACGAGCCAAUCAGAAGGUUCAGAGGUUCUGAAUUCAUAAUGCAUAUGGUAUAGAAACUCGUCCAUAGGGUUAGGUUAGGGUGGGGGUCAGGCUGCUAACAUGAGAUCGGUUUACAUCGGAUUUUAAAGAAGAGGUGUUUAUUGAGAGGCUACAACCCUAACCCUAACCUCUAAAAUCCGUUGUAAAUCGAUCUCAUGUUAGCACCCUAACCCUAUGGACGAGCUUCUAUACCAUGUGCAUUAUGAAUUCUGUACCUUUAUCAAACCUUAACAAGUUUUUAAAUCAUGUAAAAGAAGAAUAUCCACUGUAAUUCAUGACUUAUAAUAUAUUUUCACUUUAUACUAAAUGUCUUCUGAUUGGCUAAUAAUUGUCAAGGUCAUCUAAGAUUCGUUCAAAGGUCGUCCCUAAAUUAGAGUCUCGCCCAAGUAACAUAUGCUCUACGUGCUUAGUAGAGUUCUGUUAAGUUUCCAUUUUCUACGUUCCCAAGGAUUAUAUACCGGCCAAAAAUAACCGGCAUCAUGUUAUACAUCUCCCUUAAUUGAGUAUACAUCAGGAAAACUACCUGUAGCAACGAAAGGCCAGUGCCUUUUAGGAAGAUCGUGUCGUGAAAUAAAUAUAUCACACAUUACUCAUAACUUUUCAGGACUGUGAUUGGAAGACAAAAUAAUCAGGCUUACGAUAGAUAGUUGGAUCUUGGUGCAAAAUACUCCUGGUUAACUAAAUAGCGAUUUGGUAAUAUAUAUGGUGCUAUAGGCAGUCGAAUCCCCAACUUCUUAUCUCGACUCCUCAAACUAGUUCAUAACGCUAUUUCGACAAUAGUAAGUGGCUCAAGUUUUUUUAAAGCUGCUCAUAGGUCGUCCACAAGUUAUGGUCUCCCAAAAUCACAUGCAAGUUUACUUGGUUCGAAUUAGUGGGUUGUAAAAACUUAUUCCUAAAGCUAAGGUGAUGGUACAUUCUUCAGAAUCUUUCAAGAUAGAGUUUGACGACUACCUUGUUUUUCUGGGUACCGGAAAAGAUUACUCGGUGUUAUUCUUCGAUCAAUUCUAUUGUUAUCUAGUUUGUUUUUGGUCUAAUAGUUUCUUGGAGGAAUAUGUCAGGAAUCAUAUCUAUCUAUAGUCCAGAACGCAUCCCUAGUAGUUGUUCGCUAAUUAUAGUCAAGGUGUAUCAAAACUGCUGAGCUAUUGCUCCGUUGAGUAGGUAGUCAACAGUGACCUUUGGAAUUCCUGGUUCCACUAGAGUUUAAUGUCAAAUUAUAGAUUUUAAUACAGGUAAAUAUUAUGAGUCCUAGGGGUUAAUUCUAAUAGCCCGAAACAUUAGUGAUCAUAAUCGGCAUAGAGGUCAAACAUCGAAAAUUAAUCUAGUUCAUCGUGAGUUGGUGAUUUUCUCCUUAUGUCCAUCAAUAUUGUUAUUUGUAGGUGAAUAAACAAAUCGGUAUUUUAAUGUCUAAUUCAUCACUUUGUAUACAGAAAGCUAACAAAGGGCCACUUGCCAACUUAAAAUAAUAUGUUCAAAAAAAUGCUAAGUGUCGCUAGAAGAUUGGCCUGCAUCAGCGUCUUAAUUAAUGAUGGGGAGUGAAGUAGUUGAGCGUGUCGACCGCUCCACUUAUUGUGGGGAUUUCAUCAGUCCUGAUGUACUGGAGUCCGGUAUGGAUUUGGAAAGCUUAGAUGGCUUUUUCCGACUUGGAUCACUUGUGGCGUAGGCGAGGUAUUUGUCUGUCAACCCAAAACGAUUUUACUGUUCGGCAGUUCUAUUUUACUUUAUGGGUGUAAAAUAUGGUCAUUAAGAAUAGAUUAUAUUCGUAGAUUAUUAGCGCUUUAUCACAGGUGUCUCAUAAGCAUCGCUCAUAUAUCUUGCAACCACCAAGUAAGCGAUACUGGAUUUAGGGAUACGGUGCUGGGUAAAGAUUCCAGAUCAAUUGAUGAUGUAGUCAAGAGUUACCAUCUGAGGUAGUUGGGACAUGCGUUGCGUAUGCCCAGCCAUCGUUUAUUUCGAUGGAGCGAUGUCUGUUGUGUAAGUUGGAAGAAAGCUGCAAUUAGCAAAACCAAAACGUGGCAUCAGUUCAUUAAGUCAUUGAAAAUUGGAUUAAGUAAUGUUAAUAGGUGUAGACUAGCUGGUUAGUGUCCACGUGGUUGUCGUUAUCAGUAGUUAAGGACUUUGGAUGACAUAACUCGAAAUCGUUUGCGAUGUCGCAGGUGCAUCUUCUUUUUAUCUUCCACAUUCUAAGUUUAUUAAUUCAUAACUUUUAUUUCACUGGUUUAUAUUUCUCGAAUCGUCUCUUCGGUGCCCAAUUUUUUCUGUUACUACCUUUACUACUCCGGGAUUUGCCGUGACAAUUUUAUUUCGAUGUAUUACCGGGUAGGGCAACUUAAACUGGUGUUGAUACGUAUAGGGCAUUAGGUUGCCUUUGACUGACCGACUUCACAAGAAAAUGAAAAGCUACUUGAGUAACAGAGGAAUCAGCUUGACUAAUGUGGUUUCUAUAAUCAUGUGACAAAUAAAGAUCAGAUUAGGAACUAAGUAGUUCAUGAAAGGAUAUCAGGGGUUUGAGGUGCAAUAACUAGCUCAUCACUCCUAUUUAACAUAGAUGCUAGUCGAAAUCCCAUUUUGGUUAUAUUUCUUGAUUUGACUUCAGUCAGUAACGACAAUGACUAACUGGAAUAAGUAUUCAUAAUUUAAAGUAGUAUAUGAACAAUAAAGGACAGGUUUGCAAUCAUAUAACAAAGAAUGACCUAGAAUAAAAUAUGAAUCAAUAUAAUUCACCACAUUCCGUUUUAGUAAAGUGAGGGAAAAACAAGAGUCGGAACGACAGUACCAUCAGUAAUGCUAAGAAUCAAACGUAGUGAGUACUGUAUAAGAACAAAUAAGUGAAGAACAAAUAAUAUUAAAUUUGAGAUCCCUUGGCUCAAAAGGGACUGACAUCGAGCCCUGUCCAUUAAACUCUACAAGUAUCGCAUCCCAAACAUGUUUGUGGAUAAGCAACAAACGAAUAUUGUGCUUGGUGUUUUUACUAUAGUUGAAUUUAAAACAAUGUAAUUUGUAAUUACAGGUCAUUGUACGUAAAUUAUGAUGAAUUCAACUCGUCUCUGCUUUCCUCCCUUUCAAUCUUGGGCUAACUGUUAGCUUUCUUGGUUUAUUUAAAAAUAGGAUGUGUUGUUUCACUUUCUUAUCCUAGCCGUGUGUAAAAUACAAGUACUGAAAGGUGGUUUUUUCAUUAUGUUGUGUCGUCAUUCCACUCCCGUUGUCGAAGUGUAGAUUAAUGACUAAUCUCAUUAGGUAACUUUGUCACUAGCUUCAGUUUUUGGUAUUUUAAUCUCUAACAUACCCAGACAGCUUCCGUGCAAUAUCACCCCUCUGUCUCCUGUACUAAUUGUGUUUCCAUAAGUAUAUACUUAGAUAUUUAUCGCUCUUUAUGAUCUGAAACAGUUUAAUUAAGUUUCCUUGCACAUGAUUUCAGGAUCGAUGUUAAUAUGCCUAACUCAAAUAUUAGCUUAGUGAUCUUAUUCAUCAAAUGUAUGGGUUAUUAUUUAUUGUGAUAUGGUUCGCAAUAUUGCGGGUAGACAUUAGUAGAAAUCAUCUGAUUCUAUAGCUUAUGGUCGCUUUGUUACCUUUUAUUUCGACUAGUAAAGAAAAUAUAAUAGGGCGGAAAAAGAUGAAUAUAAUUCAGUGAAUUGCUCAGAGAUGCUACCGGUUUUUUCACUGUGUUGUGUUAAUAAUCUGACAACAGUAAUAUGAUUUCUUUUUAUAAUUAACCCACCAGUUACUUGUGUGUGAGCUACACUUUUAAGUGUGAUGGAUAGGGACAUUACCCAUCUGCCCAAACCAACGUGGACGGAAAAGGGUUCAGAUCUGGGAGGUCUUAACUACGAAGCGACGAGUUGUCACUAAAGUCAUUAUCAUAAUAAUAAAUUUUUUCUAUCCAUCUGAUGCCUCACUCUUUAUCUGGUUUUAUCUGUCAGUUAGGUUGCUAAAAUUGUAGCUUUUGUUUAUUGAUUUUUGAUUUCAGAACAUGUUGAAUGCAUUAUUUCGCUUAGUCUAGUGAUGGACGCAGCUUUUUGGAGGUUUUAUAUCAUAAAUUUUACAAACAAAUGAAUUUCAGAUGGAUUUAUGGAAAAGCAUUGAGAAAAAUCUGUCUUGGUUUGACUUGUCGUCGGAGGUGCGUUUACAGUUGAACGAUGACCCAAAGAAGUACGAGGAACAAAUUUUGUUACACAGUUUUCGAAACCAGUUGCGCUACACCGGAAAUAUAGUACAAUUGGUCAUAAAACGUGAAAAAAAAUACUACGAGAAACUUGUUGAUUAUGGAAGACAACAUUAUCUCCUAUAUCCUUACCACUUACAAGACAAAAUAGUCCGUGGUUUGCAAAUUACGCAGUUUGUCUACUACCGUCGCAUGAUAAUUGACCUGAUUUCGACUGAAAAGUCAUAUGACUGUCUUCCAAAUUUUACUGCUGCAGAUUGCUUACGUUUGUUGGGAAUUGGCAGAAAUCAGUAUAUUGAGCUUGUUAACACUUACAAGAGUUUCCUGUCGUCAAUAGGUCCUGACGAAAAUGAAAUUCAGGGACUUCUUUGUGACAUUCUGCCGUCACAGCCAAUCGAUAAAGUCAUAUUUGAGCCCUGGUAUGUAGUUCGUAUUGGGUCAGUUAUGUUAUCUGACAUACAAGCAUCUACGGAUUCCGAGCGCAUAACGAUCGACCAGCUUAUAGAUGCUGAAAAAGCAGAUGACUUGGAGGAAUCCAACGAAGUCGGUCCCGGAAUUCUGGUUAAAGAUCUUGAUCAAAAUAUCAUCAAAGGACUUUACCUUCGUGGUUUGGUUUACAUUGAUAUUCCAGUGUCUUGUGACGACAAGAUAUGUGUCCCUACACUUGAGGGCUUCGUAAUGAAUCGUAUCAGUGGAGAUAUUAGAGAAAAUCUUUUAUACAAGAUUUUCGUCACUGCUGAUGAGAAUACAUCAGUUAGUGAACUAGCCGAGUGUCUGCAGGUAGAUGUGAAUUCAGUAAAACAAGCUGCUUCUAUAUUUUGUCGGUUGGGGUUCGCUCAAAAACGGAUUGGACGUCUGGAGAGUCGAACACAGCCUUUUCAAAUUCCAAUAUCCAUUGAGGAGUCUGAUACGCUGCUACACACGGAAAACUCAGUUGUCGACGCAAACUUAGAUUCUUUUCCAUCUGUAGAUGACCACCCUCAGCAGAAAAAAAAGUUAGUUCUGAUAUUUGAUUCGACCAUCACAGCUUAUCUCAUGAUGGGCAAUUUAUCACCCAACUUAAAGCCUCAUGCAGUUACAAUGUUUGAAGUCGGGAAAUUAUCAGAUGAUUCAUUGAAUUCUUUCAUAUUUGAAUUAAACCAUCUUGCUCCUGUUUCAGAAGGUGAAGCCGGAGUUUAUCGCGAGUAUGCUCUGAAUUUAAGAAAAACAAUCCACUUUUUGCGUAGUCAGGCUUCAUUAGACUCAACGGACUUUUGUGAUGUGGAUUUAAUUAGAGGUGGUUCGUUGUUAAGUUUAGAGGCUGAAACACGCAUACGAGUUUUGCGCAAAAACUAUAACGUAGUUGUGAGCCUUAUUCCCUCAACAUAUGAAGACCAGCAAGCUUCUGAUUCCCAAUGGCCACCACAUUUAGGACCACCUAUAUCAGAAGCUAAUUCUCCGUGGUUCGGUUUUUUUAUUUCUUGUAUCGCAAGCAAUACAAUUCAAAGAAAACAGAAUCCCAGUGUUAAUGUAUUGCCUACUCUUUUGAUAACAUGUGGUACUAGAAUAUCUAGACUUCCAUUACCUUUACGAGGAAUUUCACGCUUCUGGCUUACUGCAUGGGGUCAUGAUGCUGUAGUGGUAGACUCAACUAAUUUUUUAACCACAGCAAACGAUAUGCUUCUAUCAUCACCUGUACUUAUCCAAGUGAGUUUUAUCGAUAAUAUCUGUUUUUUACUCUGAUUCCGAAAUACACUAACCCUAUAUCAGAACAUGUUGAAUCAAUUCUAAUGUUAAAUUAAUGAUUUCUUCAUUAAAUAAUCUUUCUAUGUAGAAAAGUCUGUUGUCUGAAUUCGGUAUUUAAUAUUUGUAGAAAAAUAAAGAAUAAAUGCAUUUUAGCCAUUAUGACGGAAUACAAGUCAUAACACUCAAAGUUUCUAACGACUGAUUUACGUCACUAUAAGAAUUUGAAAACACAGCACUUUACUUAGACUAAAAGUCAAGUAAUCCCUAAACUAGUACCAUGUGUCACUUUUAAGAGUAUUAGCUUUUUUAAAAUUCAAUUCCUCUACAUCUAUUAUCGGACGUCCAGGUAAACAGCUAAUCAAUAUAUCUAAUGUAAUUUCUAGCCAUCUUGAUUUACAAAACUACACAACCUUUACUACCUUGUUCUUACUUUGACCACAACACAAUCGCAAGAUUCCAUGAUCCCACUACAAGGAAAUAAUGCUUGAGGGAUGUUUUCACUAUGACACUUGUGCUGUAUAAAUGUCUUCCAUCAUAUCUUAUUGUUGUGAAUUAUGAUCAUAGAUCCCUGUUGUUCUAGUGGGUUAUUAAGACUUCCGAACUAGUUAGAGUUUUCUGAUCUUUGUGAUAAUUUGUGGAUAAUACGAGAGCAGACGUAUUACAUUUGGCAUUAUUCCUCUACAUUUCCCAAUGGGAAAACAGGUCUAUUUCUAUGAUCAAAAACAACCUGUUAUAUAAUAAAGUCGAAUAGCUGAAGUAUACUCAUAUGUGUUGUCCCAUUGUUAUGUAUACCAAAAAUUAAAUCAUUCUCACUUGAAAACAGCGAGUUAUUAUCAAAAAAGCCUUUUAAUGUUCCUUGAAGUUGAAUUCUUGCAUGUUCUUACAGUCUGUCCAGACAAUAGGAUUUUAUGGUACCUCCUUGAAGGGCUCUUUAUCACAGAUGUUACUGUUUUUUAGUGUAUUUUUAAAAAUAAUUUCUCUGACUGAUACUAAAAAUCAAACACUGAUUGUCCGUUCAUUCAGUACAGACUCCGAAGUACUUCGUGGCACCGCUUGCGAUUUGCUAUUCAAAUAUCCGAUGAGAAAGGUUGCACAACGUACUGGUGAUUAUUACCAUAAAUUUCAAUUUUUUCUAUAAUCUCAAGACAUAAGUCAAAAAUAGAAUUACUAUCAUUCAACCCAUGUCGAUUUGGUUGAAAUUCCUAUAGUUGGGAGGAUAUCUAAUACCUGCCAUCACAGUCAUAUCGUAGCCACCAAAAUUUUUUAACAUAAUAUCUCCAUAUUUCAGAUUAGGUUCCAGUUAAAGUGCUAAUGAUUUUUUCAUCUCUUAGAUCUUUUAUAGUUGGUUACUUUCACUUUGCUUUGCUCAAACCUUUUUCUUUGAAAAAGGCUAUCGAAAGUUAUGAAUUUGAAGAAAAUUUAUCCCAGAGGUACAUACCUUUACCUAUUUCCAAGGAAUUCCUACAACAUUCAUCCAAUUGUGUACCAGAAUUCAUAAUACAUCUUAUGAACGUUAUCGAUUUAACCUAUGUCUCUGGAUAUAUCAUAGUACUAGCUCCAAUGAACAAGUGUGAACACGACCAAGAUCUGAAUAAACUAGCUUCAGAAGACCAAAACAUUCUAUUAACUAGCACAGACUCCAUUUUACAACGCGAUCAACAAAAAAGUGAAUACAAUUGUUCUAGGAAAGCUGUUUUAGUGGAAAAUGAAUUGCUCACUAUUAUGAAAGAGCAUAAACCAAUCUAUUUCAUUACUUUACGUCUAGGUUUGCCCAUUUUUAACAUGGAAUUAAAUCACGCAGUUUGUGCUCAAAUAUCUAAUCAGAAUUUACUAUCCACUAAUAACCGCAAUCAUCUUGAAGCUACUAAUCAUCUACUUGUUGAAGAAUUUACAAAAUUUAUUUUUAAUGACUGUUCAGGUUUGUUACCUAACCAAAACCAAUGUAGUUAUUCAACCCUUGUUACCAGUUCUGGUGGUAAUUUUCCUGAUACCUGGCCCCUUCCUACAAAAAAUAUGAUGUGCGCUAAUGGUAUUUUGUCAUUUUUUUAGUCUUUUUCGCCACACCUAAUAAUAUUUAAUCUGCAAUUAUUUUUGGUUGUAACGCGUACAUAUCUAUUUCGGUCAGAUGAUUUAAUCGUUUGAUGAACACUCAUUUUAAGUAUUUUGCGUGGAUUAUCUGUUAUUCAGGUAUCACUUAGGUUUUGUCUUUUUCUAUUUUUAAUUUCUACCCGUCCUUUCGUAUUUUUUUAUUUCAUCUUAAAAAUAUAUUGUCAUACAUGUGACAGCAGUACAUAUCGUUCUAUUUAUUCCGUAACUGAUUCCUGACCAAGUCACGUCCUCUAUAUAUCAGUAACCGCAUAUUGGAUAUAUCAGUGAUUAAUGUGAACUUGGUAAUUAGAUUACAGGUAGUUUUGAACAAGUUAUAACUUAAAAAUAACCCUGUAAAAAAUCUUUCAUUUACGUAAAAACAAGUUACUGGACAAUGUCGGGAAGUAUUUUUAAUCCAUAAUAUUUUCCAGACCUCUCACAAGCAGUAAGCUUAAGGAAUUUUUUUCUAAUCAAUUUCUAAGUUGUACCAAAGUUUUGUAAUUUUCGUUUCAACUAAAUUCACAUCAAGAAUACAAUCUUAUCGUCUCAAUAGAGUUAUAGUAUCAUUACUUGCUCAUCCAAUAAUGUUAAGGUAACCCAUUGUCAUCGAAUAAAGAGAACUCAACAGAGAACAUUUCGACAAUAUCUACUAAAGCUAUACAUUCGUGUUCGUGGUGCAAUGAAUAUAUGAGCCUAAAAAAAGAAGUGGCCACAUCAGAAAUUUUUCCAAGACUUCAAAUGUAAGGAGAAUAUCGCGUAAUCUAGAAGUUUGAGAAGAAUCGGAGGCUAAGAAAUAUCUACGGAUCUAAAAUAUGAGCGACAAUUGUCUGCUUGACAGACAUGGAAAAGACGUAAAAUGCGUUUAGGUCAUCAUAACAAUUGAUUAAUAAUCAUGUUUAUUUAUUUGAAUACAUAAAUAUUGGUACAAAGGGGCACCGAAUACAUGUGCGCCACACAAGUCACUUGGUUUGGAUGUGGGCUGUGAUACUGCCCGGGUGCCCAAACCGAAGCAGGUGGUUUUCUUAGGAGGCCACACCCGGAGCCUUUCAACCCAAAGGUCUGACCCACAAUGCAGUGGAGCAACGUCAGGAGAUGCAGUCCCAUGGUAGCCGGUUACCAAUAAUCGGUUCAUACGCCAUUUGUUCCCUCGGGGUCCCGGAACCCACGUACACCAUUGGUUUGGAAUCAGGAGUUUCCAACUACACUAGGUGAAUCCUCCGUGUCCACCAACCUGAUUAAAGCUCUGAACAUUUUCUUUUCGUCCUCAAUUUUGUAAACAACAGCCCUACCAAGAGAAGCCAUUGAGUAGAACUUCUCUGGCAGUGGCUGUAUACAUGUGGCCAUGUGAGAGCAUUUCGAGAGGGAUAGCUGACUCUCCCCACCCUCGGCCAUACCAUUUGGGGGCUAAUGAUGGAUAUUUGUAAGAGGGUGAUGACAACUGGUCACGCUCCGAAAGUACAAUAUGACAGUGAGAACGAAACUAAGGCAUUAUGAAAAGUGUCAAGCCAAAGGCAAAAUUAGAGGUUGCACGUGUCGCUUUUGGACACAGUGUUCAGACUUGAAUUAAUAAAUCGCCGUCGCCUCAGCAGUACAGAAGUUUUUUUUACUCAACCUCUCCUUAUUCAUGUAGAUUCUUUUGAAGAGUGAUUCUUCUGGGGCAACGUUGCCUGGAGUUGGAAAAUAUGCUCCCGUACUGAGUUUCUGAUUGCUUUGGAUUCCUUUUUGAAAAAUCCACGCUAUGUGUUGUUCUGAGAUGCGUUCAGAAAGUGUUUGCUUAGUGAAAUCAAUGUAACCUGUCCCUCAAUAACAAAUAAAGCUAUGUAUGCACAUCGAUGUGGCUCAAAGAGAAAGUUUACCCUUAACACAUCUAUGAAUGGUAGCCCGUUUGGAGUAGAUAAUAUCAAGCUUAGCUGAGUAGAAAGUUUUCAGAGAUCUUAAAAUCCGUUUAUUCACCACUUCCUCAGCAUUAAUUUCCUUAAAUUUGCCUUUUGUACCGUCAAUGAUCUUUCAGGUAGUAGUUGGCUAGAACAAAUAAAUGACGGUUCUUCUAAAUGAAGGUAGUGACAAAAUGUAGUCUUCUGAUCACGAUGAGGAAUCAGGCAAUUAUGUGUGAGAUGCGUUUCUCUGCCUCUCAAUCCGAAGUUCUUCCUUAAAACUGCUCCACUAAUGCCUAAAUUAAUGGUAGGGAGUAAGAUAGUUGAAUGCGCUUACCAUCUUUGAAACAUCACCAGACCUGGUGUCUGAUGAAGUUUCGGCGUAGAUUCGGAAAUCUCGCUUGGUUUUUUUGUCAGCUUCCAUCAAUUUUUGCGUAGACUAAGACGUCUGUCUUCUAAUUAAGAAGUGAGUGUACUGCAUAACAGCUCACUCGAUUUUCAUUUAUCGUUAUGAAAGAUGGAUUUAAAAAGUAAGUGACAUUCUUAAGUUACUAUUAUUUGAUCAUACAUGCCUUGAACCAUUGAUUUUCAUGUAUAUUGACUUUAUAGAUUCCAUACUCUUUUAAUCGCUUUAUGUUUUUUUUUUCGUCUCGAAUUUCAUCGUUUUAUCAUACUUUAUUCUUGUCAUUAUAAAUACCGCAAGCAUUCACAGACGAGUUUCCAUACAAACUAGUAAUAAUGUGUUUCCUAUCAUUCCUGAAUGUUAGUGAAUCUGCUUUUUGGGGGAAGGAAGUAAAAUAAAAUUAGCAGUUAUUUUAACACUUAAUUAUGUUUGCGUUGUGUUUUCUCAGGUAUUUUUUAAAUAGAUUUGCCACGUGUAUUCUCAAAUAAUUAUCAAACAGGUGUAUAAUUGUGUUUUAUUGAAUCUUAAUUGUGAGAUUUCUUUCAUCUCUGUUACUGUUGUUGUAUUCUUUUACUGUUCAAAAAAUAAUAAACAACUGUAAAUGUUUGGGCCGAUUUGUGUUAAGAAUCCCAUAAUUGUUAACUUAUCGAAAUUUCCAAACUGUACGUCAUCGAUCCCAUAUUUCGGUAGUGUAUCCACGUCAUCCAUGAGUAGAAUUUACUAUUUGUGUUCGUUCGUCCUGACUUUUACUCGGAGUUUGGAAAGGCAUGGAAUUUACAGGACAUAACAAAUGUGCUGAAACACAAUAAAAUAAAAGAUCUACCCUUAGAUCAGCAUUCGACACGACAUUCCCGUCUGAUUGAAAGCUACUUGAAGUUAAUUGUAAUGUCGCAGUUUCUACGUUAUUGUUUAUUCAAUGAAUUGUACCAAAAGUAAUUUAUGAAAUUAAUUUAAACUGUCAACUCUCAGUAAGCAGCCAUACUGUUUGGCUCAUGUAGUUUACGUGAGGAGCUUAUGGUUAGUCCAUAUACUAAAUACUGUGUAAGUAACUAUUUGACUACCAUUUGUACCACAGUUGGCUCAAUCAUUUUAAAAGCACAAACAUACCAUUCAAAUAUGAUGAUAACAUUAUAUCAACAGCCAUAAUGUAAACAUUUGUUCGUGUCUGCUACUCAACACUGAAAGUUUAUUAGCAUAAUCUACUUAUCCUUCUAGUAAACAACUAACACUGGGUGACGAAACUCCAAAUUUUCAUUUGUCUACAUCACUGUUAACAUUCAGUAAAUCGAACGUCAUGAACUAGCCAAUAAGUUGUCCUAAGCUCCCCUCUAUCCAUGUUAAUUUAAGAAGUAACUAGGUACGUUGUAGAAAAUUCAUAAAGACUAUUUCCUUGAUUUUGUUUGACAAGAUAAAGUUUAAUCUCAUUCAACCAAUCAGACGAAUAAAGGGGAUUCGAGAAAACUAAAGAGAUUAGGCAAGUCAGUAACAACGUAGAACUUCGUACGUACGUACAUCAGUUCGAGUCGCCAUACCACAUUAGCACACAGAUACAAUUGUCGAUUCACUCCCGUAGUGGUAGAGGUAGUAAAAGUAUAAGCAGUAGUCGGAAAGAUUAGGGUUUGGAUAUGACAUUCAAAGCGUGUAAUCCAGUGAAAUUUGGAAAGAAAAACAAGGGACAUAAAGAAUUCAGAAGAUAAGAAUUUGAGAAAACACAAAGAGCGGAUGCACCUGCGGAAUUGCAAAUGAUUUUGAGCCAUGUCACUCAAGGUCUCUAACCAUCGGUUGCUAUCAUCUCGCGGUCCCCAACCAGGUAGUCUACACCUACCGACAUGAAUCAGACCACUUGUCAGUGACUUCAUGGACUUGUGCCAUGUUUUGGUCUGGCCACCCCUAGCUU
Messenger RNA from Schistosoma haematobium, 12407 nucleotides. RefSeq lists its product as uncharacterized. Lineage: Eukaryota; Metazoa; Platyhelminthes; Trematoda; Strigeidida; Schistosomatidae. The record is from RefSeq and is a predicted model, not a curated record. Bases 4319 to 6142 code for a protein of 607 amino acids. The transcript is spliced from 2 exons.